AUGUCACAAGUCCACGCCUUGUCCGACGACCAAGUCGGACAGGAGCUCCGCAAGAUGACGGCGUUCAUCAAGCAGGAAGCCUCCGAGAAGGCGCGCGAGAUCCAGAUCAAGGCGGAGGAGGAGUUCGCCAUCGAGAAGUCGAAGCUGGUGCGCCAGGAGACGGACGCGAUCGACUCGUCGUACGAGAAGAAGUUCAAGCAGGCCACCAUGUCGCAGCAGAUCACGCGGUCCACCGUCGCCAACAAGACCCGGCUCAAGGUGCUGGCCGCGCGGCAGGAGCUGCUCGACGACAUCUUCGAGCAGGCCACCAAGAAGCUCGCCGACACCGCAAAGGACAAGAAGAAGUACGCCGCCGUCCUCAAGGGUCUCGUCCUCGAGGGCUUCUACGCCAUGAACGAGCCCGAGCUGCAGAUCCGCGCGCGCAAGGCCGACUACGACCUCGUCAAGAAGGCCAUCGAGGAGGCCGCCAAGGAGUACAAGAAGGAGCUGGGCAAGGAUGUGUCGGCAACAAUCGAUGAGAGCAAUCCCGUAGCUGAGGGAAGUGCUGGUGGUGUGUUGAUUGUGGGCGGAGCUGGUAAGAUCGAGAUUGACAACACGGUUGAGGCCCGACUGGAGAUUCUCAAGGAGAGCGCUCUACCGGCGAUGCGAGAGGCACUGUUCGGCAAAAACCCCAACCGCAAGUUCUUUGACUGA
Phaeoacremonium minimum UCRPA7 is the source of this 693-nucleotide messenger RNA. Its product is annotated as putative vacuolar atp synthase subunit e protein. Gene Ontology annotation, molecular function: proton-transporting ATPase activity, rotational mechanism. Gene Ontology annotation, cellular component: proton-transporting two-sector ATPase complex, catalytic domain. NCBI's taxonomy places the organism in Eukaryota, Fungi, Ascomycota, Sordariomycetes, Togniniales, Togniniaceae. Gene Ontology annotation, biological process: proton transmembrane transport. The coding region runs from base 1 to 693 and encodes 230 amino acids. The transcript is spliced from 3 exons. The record is from RefSeq and is a predicted model, not a curated record.